Messenger RNA from Tupaia belangeri chinensis (Chinese tree shrew), 6597 nucleotides. It is a transcript of the gene SIPA1L2, whose product is annotated as signal induced proliferation associated 1 like 2. Gene Ontology annotation, biological process: regulation of small GTPase mediated signal transduction. Gene Ontology annotation, molecular function: GTPase activator activity; protein binding. Bases 239 to 5479 code for a protein of 1746 amino acids. The record is from RefSeq and is a predicted model, not a curated record. Gene Ontology annotation, cellular component: cytoplasm. The transcript is spliced from 22 exons. Lineage: Eukaryota; Metazoa; Chordata; Mammalia; Scandentia; Tupaiidae.
CGCAGGACCAGCCGUCUGACGGGAUGGACAGAGGCGCACGGACCGGCACGCCGGCGGAGGAGUGCGUUGGUGUUGGAGAACCGUGUGCUGAGGAUGUGGCUUGCCUUUGGUUACGCGGGGACACGCCGGCGGUAGACAAGCCUUUCUAACCGCACGCACGGGCAGCAUCGCAGACAGCCAUGCCGGCCGGAGUCUGCCGGUCCCCCCGGUGAGGCUCGGAGCUCCUGGCUGGGCAGACAUGAACGACCCCCGGCAGUCCCAAGAGGACAAGCACAAGCUCAGCAGAGGCCUGUCCAAGUUCAGGGACCCGCCCCGAAUCAUGCAGUCGGAUGAUUAUUUUGCUCGGAAGUUGAAAGCCGUCAAUGGCAGCAUGGGACCCGCGGCUUCUCUGAAUGUCCCGGGUCCCACAGAGGGCAGUGCUGGUCCAGCCAACGGGACCCCGGCCGUGCCCAAGAUGGGCGUGAGGGCCAGAGUGUCCGAGUGGCCCCCUAAGAAGGACUGCUCCAAGGAGCUGACCUGCAAGUCGCUGUGGGAAAGCCGGUCUCAGGCCAGCUAUGAAGGCGUCCCGUCCGUCAUACAGAAUGGACAGAGCGACCAGAGCGACGGGCAGCAGGAGGAGCCGCUCGACCUGGACUUCGUGGAGGCCAAAUACGCGGUCGGAGAUGUCUUCGUCCACUCUCCACAGCGAGGACUCCACCCCGUAAGGCAGAGGAGCAACAGCGAUGUCACCAUCAGUGACAUCGACGCCGAGGACGUCCUGGACCAGAAUGCAGUGAACCCCAACACCGGGGCCGCCCUGCACCGCGAGUACGGCAGCACCUCAUCCAUCGACAGGCAGGGCCUGUCUGGAGAGAACUUCUUUGCCAUGCUUCGAGGGUACCGAGUGGAGAAUUACGACCACAAGGCACUGGUCCCCCUUGGGUUCCCCGAGUUUUUCCCCUGUGACCCUGCGAUCUCCCCCAGCCUUCACGCAGCUGCCCAGAUCUCUCGGGGAGAGUUUGUCCGCCUCUCAGGAUUAGACUACGUGGACAGCGCUCUCCUGAUGGCCAGGGACAGGGACAAGCCUUUCAAACGCAGGUUGAAGUCCGAGUCAGUGGAAACUUCCCUCUUCCGAAAGCUGCGCACAGUUAAAAGUGAGCACGAGACCUUCAAGUUCACGUCCGACCUAGAGGAGAGCCGCCUCGAGAGGGGCGUCCGCCCUUGGAACUGCCAACGGUGUUUUGCGCAUUAUGAUGUCCAGAGCAUCUUGUUCAACAUCAACGAAGCCAUGGCCACGAGGGCUAACGUGGGCAAGAGGAAGAACAUAACCACAGGCGCGUCGGCCGCGUCCCAGACCCAGGCGCCGGCAGGCCAGCCCGGUACCUGCGAGUCCCCGCUCGGGAGCAAGGAGGACCUCAACUCCAAGGAGAACCUGGACGCCGACGAGGGCGAUGGCAAGAGCAACGAGCUGGUCCUCAGCUGCCCCUACUUCAGGAACGCGACGGGCGGGGGGGGGGGGGGGCGGCCCCCCCCCCCCUGCCCCUACUCCAGGAACGAGACCGGCGGGGAGGGUGACAGGCGCAUCGCCCUCUCGCGAGCCAGCUCGGCCCCGCUCGGCGCCGGCGAGAGCUGCUCCUUCGAAGCGUCGCUCAGCUCCCACUGCACCAACGCGGGCGUCUCGGUCUUGGAGGUGCCCAGGGAGAGCCAGCCCGUGCACAGGGAGAAGGUGAAGCGCUACGUCAUUGAGCACAUCGACCUGGGCGCCUACUACUACCGCCGGUUCUUCCACGGCAAAGAGCACCAGAACUACUUUGGGAUAGAUGAGAACCUCGGCCCGGUGGCAGUCAGCAUCCGGAGAGAGAAGGUGGAAGACGCCAAGGAGAAGGAAGGGUCCCAGUUCAACUACCGCGUGGCCUUCAGGACGAGUGAGCUUACGACACUGAGAGGAGCGAUUUUAGAAGACGCCAUCCCUUCCACCGCCAGGCACGGCACCGCCCGAGGCCUGCCUCUCAAGGAGGUGCUGGAGUAUGUCAUCCCCGAGCUGAGCAUCCCGUGCCUGCGGCAGGCGUCCAGUUCGCCCAAGGUCUCGGAGCAGCUGCUCAAGCUGGACGAGCAAGGGCUGAGCUUUCAGCACAAGAUCGGGAUCCUUUACUGCAAGGCCGGCCAGAGCACAGAGGAGGAGAUGUACAACAACGAGACGGCAGGACCAGCUUUUGAAGAAUUCCUUGAUCUUCUGGGCCAGAGAGUACGGCUGAAAGGAUUCAGUAAAUACCGAGCUCAACUGGACAAUAAAACGGACUCCACGGGAACGCACUCCCUCUACACCACGUACAAGGACUACGAGCUCAUGUUCCACGUGUCCACCCUGCUCCCCUACAUGCCCAGCAACAGGCAGCAGCUCCUGAGGAAGAGGCACAUCGGAAAUGACAUCGUCACCAUCGUCUUCCAAGAGCCCGGGGCACUGCCCUUCACUCCAAAGAGCAUCCGGUCUCACUUCCAGCACGUCUUCGUCAUCGUCAAAGUGCACAGUCCCUGCACCGAGAAUGUGUGCUACAGUGUCGGAGUUUCCAGGUCAAAAGAUGUGCCACCGUUUGGUCCGCCGAUCCCCAAAGGUGUGACUUUUCCAAAGUCAGCUGUGUUUCGGGACUUCCUCUUAGCCAAAGUCAUCAAUGCAGAAAAUGCAGCCCAUAAAUCGGAAAAGUUCCGAGCCAUGGCCACUCGGACAAGGCAGGAGUACUUGAAAGACCUGGCAGAGAACUUUGUCACCGCCGCCACCGUGGACACGUCUGCGAAGUUCAGCUUCAUCACGCUGGGCGCGAAGAAGAAGGAGAAGGUAAAGCCCAGGAAGGACGCCCACCUGUUCAGCAUCGGAGCCAUCACGUGGCACGUGGUCGCACGGGACUUUGGCCAGUCUGCCGACAUCGAAUGCCUUCUUGGGAUUUCCAAUGAGUUCAUCAUGUUGAUUGAAAAGGACUCCAAGAAUGUCGUAUUUAAUUGUUCCUGCAGGGAUGUUAUCGGGUGGACCUCUGGAUUAAUGAGUAUCAAAGUGUUUUACGAAAGAGGAGAAUGUAUCCUCCUGUCCUCAGUGGAUAACUGCACUGAAGACAUAAGGGAGAUUGCCCAGCGGCUGGUGAUAGUGACGAGAGGCUGUGAGACCGUGGAAAUGACCCUGCGGAGGAACGGGCUGGGCCAGCUCGGCUUCCACGUGAACUUUGAAGGAAUAGUGGCGGACGUGGAGCCGUUUGGCUUCGCCUGGAAGGCUGGCCUGCGCCAGGGGAGCCGCCUCGUGGAGAUAUGCAAAGUGGCCGAGCUGGUACAAACCCGGGGCCAUCUGGGUCCUGGCCAGCGAGCCUUCGUCCACGAGGACCGGUCCUUCGCCAUAGCUCCACCUCAGCCUUCAGCAGACGACCCGCGUGCUCUACACAACGAGGGUGACGCUCCGGGCUGCUCGGAGCUCUGCCGGAUCCCCAUGGUGGAAUACAAGCUGGACAGCGAGGGCACGCCCUGCGAGUACAAGACCCCCUUCAGGAGGAACACCACGUGGCACCGUGUGCCUGCGCCUGCCCUGCAGCCCCUGUCCAGGGCCUCCCCUGUGCCCGGCACACCUGACCGGCUGCAGCUGCUCCAGCAGGCCCAGGCUGCCAUCCCUCGCAGCACCUCCUUUGACCGGAAGCUGCCCGAUGGCACGAGAAGCUCGCCCAGCAACCAGUCAUCCUCCAGUGACCCGGGACCCGGAGGGAGCGGACCUUGGAGACCACAAGUGGGCUAUGACGGGUGCCAGUCUCCUCUGCUGCUCGAGCACCAGGGCCCCCUGGAGUGUGACGGCGCCCGGGAGCGAGAGGACGCCCUGGAAGGAAGCAGGCACCCAGAAACCAAAUGGCACGGCCCGUCGUCCAAACUCCUGAGUUCCUACAAGGAGCGUGCCUUACAGAAGGAUGGAAGCGGCACAGAGUCCCCCAGUAAGCUGUCUCACGCCGGGGAGAAGAGCUGCUCCAGCCACUCCAGCAGCAACACGCUGUCCAGCAACACCUCCAGCAACAGCGACGACAAGCACUUCGGCUCAGGGGACCUGAUGGACCCCGAGCUGCUGGGUCUGACCUACAUCAAAGGGGCGUCGACCGACAGUGGCAUCGACACGGCCCCGUGCAUGCCCGCUGCCCUGCUGGGCCCCGUGCACCUGGCGGGCUGCAGGGCCCUGACGCACAGUCGGGCCGAGCAGUGGGCCGAUGCCUCCGAUGUCUCUGGGCCUGACGACGAGCCCUCCAAGAUGUACACCAUGCACGGCUACGCAGCCGCCAUCUCCGCCAGCGGCACUGCCGACGGCAGCCUGGGCGACCUCAGCGAGAUCUCGUCCCAUUCCAGUGGCUCUCACCGCUCAGGAAGCCCCUCGGCUCACUGCCCCAAGGCGAGCGGCUCUCUGGAUACAUCCAAAGUCUACAUCGUGCCUCACAGCAGCAGCCAGCAGGGCCCUGGGCCCACGUCCAAGGCCUACCACAGGCAGGGCGCCGUGAGCAAGUUCGUCAUCGGCUGGAAGAAAGUGGAGGGCAGCCCGCCGCCCGAGGAGCCCGACGUGGGCGACUGUGCCGGGAUGUACAGCGAGAUGGAUGUCCUGGCCCCGCCGCCUCAGCUUCAGGCAGUGCCGGGAGACGCCGUCACAGAAGCCCAGCACGUCCUGUCCAAGGAAGACUUUCUGAAACUGAUGCUUCCCGACAGCCCCUUAAUGGAGGAGGGGAGAAGGAAGUUUUCGUUCUAUGGGAACCUGUCUCCACGGCGGUCCCUGUACCGUACUCUCUCCGACGAGAGCGUGUGCAGCAACCGGAGGGGGUCCUCGUUCGGCGGCUCCCGGAGCUCAGUCCUGGACCAGGCCCUGCCCAACGACAUCCUGUUCAGCACCACCCCGCCCUACCGCAGCACGCUGCCUCCGCGCACCCACCCCACACCCAGCGUCGGCAGCCUGAGAAAUGAGUUCUGGUUCUCCGACGGGUCCUUAUCAGAUAAGUCCAAGUGUGCAGACCCUGGCCUGAUGCCCCUCCCGGACACAGCCACGGGGCUGGACUGGUCCCAUCUCGUGGACGCGGCUCGGGCGUUUGAAGGUCUUGACUCAGACGAGGAGCUCGGGCUGCCCUGCCACCACCCGUCUUGUCUAGACCAGAGAGUGGCAUCCUUUUGCACCCUGGCAGACAUGCAGCAUGGCCAGGACUUGGAAGGGGCCCCAGAGCUGCCCUUGUGUGUGGACGCAGCCAGCGGCAAAGAGUUCCUGGACGCAGCUGGGGAGCGCUCUGCGUCCACGCUGACCGGGAAGGUCAACCAGCUGGAGCUGAUCCUCCGACAGCUCCAGACCGACCUCCGCAAGGAGAAGCAGGACAAGGCAGUGCUCCAGGCAGAGGUGCAGCACCUGCGGCGGGACAACAUGCGGCUGCAGGAGGAGUCGCAGACCGCCGCGGCCCAGCUGCGCAAGUUCACCGAGUGGUUUUUCAACACCAUCGACAAGAAGUCCUAACCUGUUGGUGCCUGGUCGGGGGUCCCUGGAGGUGCUGCUGUCCCUCCGAAGUUGCAGACACCUGGUUUUCUGUGUGCUCUCAACCAGCCAUAGAUGUUUUCACCGUCCCAUUCGUGUAGCACCACUCGCCCCAGCAGGGAGGGGGCCUCGAUCUUCCCGGUAGCCACGCAGAGAACAGUGCGAUGGGUGUGAACGCAUGGACUCCCAGGGUGAAGACGAAUGGAAAUGCCGGUGUCAGUGUAGACCUUGUUGUCUUAGACUCUAACACGGGGCUCUGGCUUGGGCUAACCUCCAGAAGGAAGGGAGUCGAGUGUAACUUCCUGUGUAUCAGGUGACCUGGUAGAGAUGUUAAAGAAUUUACCGUAGUCGGGCUUUAGUAUUGUAAAAUAAACGCAGAAGCGAAUAAUCGGACAUAGACUUUAAUGUUAAAGGUGCUCUAUUUUUUUGGAUGUACAGUAGUUUUAUUCCACAGCCACGUUAUCAUAGCAAUAAGAAAAGAGGCGUAGGAGAUAGUUGGCAAAGCUUUGUCGGGUGAGGGGGAAAAAAGCACUCAAGUGUUUACCACUCGUUCGAAUGCAUUUACCUUAGAGACUUAUUUAUUUGCAGGAAUAAAUGGUGCCUGAAUAUGAACAGCGUUCUGAUUAAAAACAGCAACCAAGGAUACGCACGCCUUGUAAAUGGCUCACCGACUUGUCGGUGGUCACUUCAACUCUCCCUUCACUUUUGUGUAGCUGCUCUGCUGGAGAAAGCAGACCCGCUUCCUGCCGGCUCCGUGUACCGAGAGCCCGCAGUCACUUGUACAAUGCCAGAUUUGUUAUCUGUACAGAAGCUCCGACCAAGUGUCUUGUAUUUAACACCCUUAUUUAAGCUUAUUUAACCUUAAAUCGUUAAUUUUAUAAAGUUUGGUUGUAGCUGCACUACGACGCGGGAGGGAGGGAGCAGCGACGCGGGAGAGUCGGAGCUUGCCUGGAACAAGCUGAGAGUCCCAGGGACUGGACGCUGCGAGGAGCGAGUUUGGACUGCUUUACCAUUUUUAACUGUUAUAUUUGAGAUGAACAUACAUUUUGCUUUUUUAAUAAAUGUUUAAAAGAAGUCCACAUAAGUAAUGGUGUGGUUGG